AGUUGACUUGUGAGACCGUGUGAUAGAUUGAGGCCUGUACGAAACGCAGUCGCAAGCUGCAGCAAGCCAAAGGCAAUACGGCGAUGGAGGAGGAGCUGGCGGCCCUGGGCGACGUCUGGCACCACACCUUCAGCUACAUCACCUCCAUGUCCCUCAAGUGCGCCGUCGACCUCCGCAUCCCCGACGCCAUCCACUCUCACGGCGGCGCCAUCACUCUUCCCGCCCUCGCCGUCGCCCUCUCCGUCCCUCCGUCCAAGCUCCCCCCUCUCCGACGCCUCAUGCGCACCCUCGUCCAAACCGGCUGCUUCUCCAAGCGGCGCCUUAGCGACGGCGGUGACGAGACCUACUCCCUCACGCGCCUGUCGGCGCUGCUCGUGAGCUCGAAUUCCGCCACCGUGUCACCGUUCGUGCAGGGGAUGCUCCACCCCCUCCUGAUCGACUCGUGGCACUCGCUUGGCCGCUGGUUCCGCGACGACGCCGACGGGAGUCCCCCCACGCCGUUCGCCGCCGACCACGGGAAGCGCUUCUUCGAGGCCGUCCGCGAGCGACGGGAAUUCGCCGCCGAGUUCAACGCGGCCAUGGCGAGCGACUCUCGCACGGUGGGCGAGCUUCUGGUCAAGCACCACGCCGACGUGUUCGACGGCGCCAGGUCCAUGGUCGACGUCGGCGGAUGCACGGGCGCCUUGGCGGCCAUCGUGGCCGAGGCCUUCCCCCACGUGAAGUGCACCGUCCUGGACUUACCCCACGUCGUGGCCUCGGUCGCCGUGGACGCCCAGACGCCAACGAACCUGGAUUUCGUCGGCGGAGACAUGUUCGAGCUCAUUCCAUCCGCCGACCUUCUCAUUCUCAAGUGGAUUCUACACGCCUGGAACGAUGAAGAAUCCAUAAAGAUAUUGAAGCGGUGCAAGGAGGCAAUUCCUUGCAGGGAACGAGGAGGCAAAGUGGUGGUGAUCGAUAUAGUUCUCAGGGAAGAGGAAGCCACAGAGUCUCCGUUCUUCUUCGACAUGCUGAUGAUGACGGUCAGCGGUGGAAUUGAGCGAGAAGAGCGCGAGUGGAAGAAAAUCUUCGCCGGAGCUGGUUUUUCGGAGUACAAGCUUAGAGAUCUGGGAGUCCGGUCGCUGAUCGAGCUCUAUCCUUGACGCCCACGAGAAGAAUGGUCAAAUCUCGUUGUCUAAAAAAAUAUCUUAUGGUCUACAAAAUAAAAUAAAAUAAAAUAAUUGAAAUAUUGUUACGAAUUACUCCCAUUUCUAAACGAAAGCGACGUCCCACGUUCUUUAUCA
This is a messenger RNA of Zingiber officinale, 1280 nucleotides long. RefSeq names its product trans-resveratrol di-O-methyltransferase-like. The transcript has 2 exons. Gene Ontology annotation, biological process: methylation. Gene Ontology annotation, molecular function: O-methyltransferase activity; S-adenosylmethionine-dependent methyltransferase activity; protein dimerization activity. Bases 84 to 1139 code for a protein of 351 amino acids. The record is from RefSeq and is a predicted model, not a curated record. NCBI's taxonomy places the organism in Eukaryota, Viridiplantae, Streptophyta, Magnoliopsida, Zingiberales, Zingiberaceae.